GUCAAAAAAUUCUAUUAUCAACGGUGAUAAAAUUAAAAAAAAAUAAAAAUUUAUUAAUUUAAAAUAGAAAAGCCAAGAAAGUAAAACAAAUGGCUGAGGCAGCUAAUGUACGUCAAAAUUUACAGAAUGUGCCCUCAAUAUUUGAAAUAUCUGCGGCUGAGACACUGGACAAUCUUAUCUAUCCUGCCUUAAGUAAAAUCUUUGAUUAUUUUGGACUGCGUUUGGACUUUAAGCUUUGGCAAAAACGACGCAUUAAAGAAGAGCUGUCUCCCGUAUUUACAUGGUUUUUACAAUAUUUAUAUUUGCGCAAAAGAGGAUCAUCGUUUGGUGAAAGUUUCUAUGGUUUGCAGAGAACCGAUACCCUAAGUGGCAAUCUAUUGAGCCGGCAGCAAGAGGUCAUAUCAGCAUCAAUAUUGACAUUAAUGCCAUACAUUGAGAAAAAGUUGAAGACAAGAGCACAACAUGAAGAUAUAUCCAAAUGGGAGGAGUAUUUAUUGAAUUUAUUUCAUGCCUAUAAAGCUUCCAAGGCUGUGCACACAUUUAUGUAUUUGAUUAAAUAUGCCUCCAGUCAUUCACCUAUUUUCCGGGCUUUAAAACUAACAUUGCGCUAUCCAAAUGAACCACCUAACGAGGAUAAAACUACAUAUGUUUUCCUAAAACUUUUGGAGGUUCUAGCGUUUUUCCUACAGUUUAUACAAUGGUGGUAUUCGAAUGAUCAGAGACGCAAGGUGGGUGGAUCAUUGGAAAAUCCUGAACCAAUGCCAGAGUCGGCAGAAAUGUUGAAAAAAUGCAAUACCCCAGCUGGCGAUUGUCCGGUUUGCCUUAUGAAAAUUGAAAAUCCUACAGCUUGUUCGGUGUCGGGUUAUGUUUAUUGCUGGAAAUGUAUUGCAUUACGUCUAAAGGAACAUUCUGCAACUUGUCCUGUGACCGGCUAUGCCAUAACUAUAGAGGAUUUAAUACGAAUUUAUGAAUCGUAGUUAGGCCAUAAAUUAGUUAAUUGUAUAUUUUUUUAGAUUUAUUGUGAUUUUGGUUUAGGUAUUAUUUAAAAUAAGCAAAAAUUAUUACAAUUUAAAUAAAUGCAGAAAUAAUUUUUAACCAAAAAUAUUUUAUUAUACAAUUUGUACAUGUAUUAACAAUACGAAAAUAUUCCAAUAAAAUUACGUUAAUUAAAAUA
Messenger RNA from Calliphora vicina (urban bluebottle blowfly), 1174 nucleotides. It is a transcript of the gene Pex12, whose product is annotated as peroxin 12. The transcript has a single exon. NCBI's taxonomy places the organism in Eukaryota, Metazoa, Arthropoda, Insecta, Diptera, Calliphoridae. Gene Ontology annotation, molecular function: protein binding; zinc ion binding; ubiquitin-protein transferase activity. Bases 90 to 977 code for a protein of 295 amino acids. Gene Ontology annotation, biological process: protein monoubiquitination; protein import into peroxisome matrix. Gene Ontology annotation, cellular component: peroxisomal membrane; peroxisomal importomer complex. The record is from RefSeq and is a predicted model, not a curated record.